UUCCCUUCCCCAACGUCGUCCCAAGUUUGGGAAGCACUGACCUAGAAGAUAUAUCACUGGAUUGAAUCUAGUCCUCUGUCCUCUAUACAGCUAGUUUUUUGCACUGGAAUGGUGAGACUUGUGGCUGCUCCCCAAGUAAUAAGAAUGUCAUUAAUCCAGUAUCUCAGAUCCUUUUGUUUUUUCCAAUAUAAAUUACUGGGUGGUAAAAAGCAGUGAGUGGCAGCUUUGUAUCGACUGAGUUAUGGCAAAGAUGGCCUGCAUCAGUUGCUAAUCUUGCUUCUUGAUUAGUCUGAGUCCUAAAGCGCCUGUGCAGUAUUUUGCACUAAGGUGGAUGUUUAAUAGUAAUGAUAAUUAGCUAGCAGAAUGCAGUUUGAUGUUACUGAAAUCUGCCUAGGGCCAUUUAUAACCAAUUUUACAUGUAAUGUGCUAUUGUUUUCCUUUAUCUGUAUGUAUAUACAACCUUUAAAACACGGCUUUGGGGGUGGGGGUGGUUUGGUUAUUGCAUGCAUUUUCUCCAGUUAGCUUGUGACCUCUUUUGUACAACAUUUAGCAAUAACCACUAGUCUAAUAAAAGGUCCAAAUCCUCUAAAAACAGGGUUGCCCUCACUCCAGAUUGUGCAGGCAAGCCACCGUUUUUGGUAUGGUCACAAGUCUCAAGGUCACGUGGCACCCAUAAAAAGUAGCAUCCCAUUGCAAGAGCCCAUCGCCAAGAUGGGGAUAUUUUGAGGUGAGGUGACAAUGUAAGCGUCAGGACAGGAUGAUGACCAUUGAAAAUCCCCAUCUUACAAAUAUAUGGCAGAUUGAUAUUUUUUAAACUAUGCCCUGCUCUCUUCUGGGUGGGUCUUUUAAUUGUCUUAAAGGUUCAAACAAAAUUCUGAAUAUAUUAUCUUAAUACAGUUGAGUUAAUAUAUUAACAUGCUAGUGCCUUGUUUUGUUAAUCUUGAGAGUAGCUGCUAUCCAAUGUAAAUUAUGUUGUUAUCCUAUUUCACAUCAUUUUGUCGUGACUUAAUAAAACUGUACUAAUCAUGAAAAACGGUGACCCUGUGAGCAUGCCGUUUUCCAUUUGAUGUGCCAGCUGCAGCACUUCAUGCUGUUCCCAGGGUGGUGCUAACUGAACUGAUGCAAAUCUAGAGAGGUCUUUGCAGAACUGGAUGUUACACAUGCUGUUCAAAACACCUGUGUUAACUCUAGCUCCACUGAAAACCGAAAAAAUAGCUUAUGACAAAUUAUAGAAGCUAAUAUGAUACGAUGGAAUAGAAUAGUAAAAGUCCAGUUUUAAGGGGACCUGUGCCGUCAGAAGUAUUGACCGGACACCAUAAGUCCAGUUACCAUAAUUUUCUUUAGUUUUCUAGUGUGCUGUAAAAAAUAAAACCUGAAAUUAGCAUAAUAUAUCUGUCAAAACAAUAUAUUUGAUUGAAUCUUUGAAUAACUUUUUCAGUGCACAGUCAGAAGCAGUAGGGACCAACUAGCCUUUAAAGAGUUAAGGACCUAGUCAGCUGGCAUCAAUGGUCAGCAACAUAGUUAGCGUUGUGCCAUCCACAGUCAACGCUGUUUUAUCUAUCAGCUAAACUAUGCUGCAGUCACACUAGUGCGAGGUGAAAUGGCGGAACCCGAAAAGAAAAAGAUUCAAAGGCGGUGCUCUUUUAAAGACGAGUGGUUGCAACUCCCAGAGUAUCGGAAUUGGCUUACAAAGGCAAGUGAAGAGUCGGGAUACUGUUCUAUUUGUCGUGUUCAGUUCAAGGUUCACUUGGAUUCUGUAAAAGCUAUCCAGCAUCAUGCAGAGACAGCGGGUCACAAAAUCAAAGUACAAGGACAAGUCCAGUCCAGUCCAAUCGAUAAAUUCUUCGUAAAGACUGAUACUUCCGAAGAACAACAGGUGUGCAUGGCUGAAUUGCUCUUAACAUACCAUGGAGUUAAACACCAGCACAGCUACCAUUCUCAAGACUGUGGAAAUAUACUGUACCCCUCCAUUUUCACUGAUUCCAAGAUAGCUUCCAAAAUUCACUGUGGAAGGAGUAAAGCGGAGGCUUUGAUUGAGAAUGUAUUGGCACCCCAUUCACUAAAACUGGCUGUGCAAGACAUUGGCUCUACAUCAUUUUCAAUAGUGACAGAUGCUUCUAAUAAAGGGAACACAAAAUUAUUCCCAGUUGCCCUCCGCUACUUUAACAAAAAUAAGGGAAGCUGCACAUGUAUCGUAGACUUUUUAGAGGAUGCAGAUGAAACAUCAGAGGCAAUCGCAAACAACUUAAGGAGUUGUCUUCAAAAUGCUGGUCUGAUACAUAAUAAAAUUGUGGCAUAUGGAGCAGACAACGCAUCUGUCAAUUUUGGAAAACACGAGUCUGUUUUGGUGCACCUAAAACAAAUGUUGGAUUUACCAAACCUUGUGCCAGGGUAUUGCAGCACUCACAUAGUGCACAAUACAGCGAAACAUGGCUUGAAAAUGCUCUCUUAUGAUGUAGAGAAUUUGGUCAUCAAGGUGUUCAGUGAAUUCUCGUCCAGUGCAAAGAAUAUUAGUGAACUUAAAGAGUUCUUUGACUUCCUGGAGACAGAAUAUUCGGAAAUCUUACGCCAUGUACCUACACGUUUUGUGACCCUUUUCACUGCCGUAGACAGGUUACUGAAGCAUUGGCCUGCCCUCAAAUCUUACUUUGUGAACAAAGGAGAGGAAAAAGUGAGCUGCACAAUAUGGGCCUUUCUUCCUCAGCAAGAGGACGCAGUAUCCGAUGGUGACAUUAUUACACUUCCCGAGCUGUACAUCUACUUUGUGCACAACAUUCUGAGCCAGUUUAACAACACCAUAAAGGUUCUUGAAAGUGAUUUCAUCCAGGUAACUGAACUGCAUGGCGUAUUCAGCAGGCUGAGAAGAGAGAUUCAGAAUCGACAAGAGCAAGGCUUCUACGGGUACAAGGUGACACAGUUCUUGAAAAAACUGCCACCUAAUGAGCAGAAUAAAUUUGUUGGCGAUGCCCAACGGGCUUACACACGCAUGCUACAGUACCUGGAAAAGUGGUUUGAUUUCAGCGAAAACUCUUUCUAUGUGUUGUGUGCACCACUCAAUCUGGAUGGACCCCUUGAGCUAGACAAACUGUGCGCUUUGACUACAAGCUGGGACAUUCAAGUAGACGGAGAUGAACUAUUUACAGAAAUGUGCUCAUUGAAUGAUGCGCUACCAACCCUAAAGAGUUUGACAAAUGAUGCUGGAUCGACGUUUUCCCCACAGCAACAAGAGCGAAUCAAUGUCUCUGAGGUGUGGGUAGAAUUCUUUAAGCGCUGGGAGGCCCCGAACUUGCUUAAAAUUGUGCAGCAUGUGCUUGCUAUACCACCCACCAACGCAUUUGUGGAACGCGUUUUCAGUGUUAUGAAAAACCUGUGCACUAACAAAAGGAAUCAGCUCCAUGUGGACAUGGUGAAAGCUGAGUUAUUAGUGUACUUCAACUGUAAAAUGACAUGUGCCGAGUUUGCUGGAUUUUUGAAGACAAAAGCAGCGAAUGAGCUUGUGGUGGCAGCAAGAAAAGAACAAAAGUAUAAAUCAGGUGAGGAGAUGAUGAGUGAGAAUGUGGAAGAGAAUCCUCAGCAGGAAGAUCCUGAGCAAGUUGAAACUCACGGAACUUUAUUGGGUAGAGCUGAAGCGACUGUGUCCUGGAGUCCAGAGUGUGGAAAAGCUGGUGGGUCUCAGCACAACCCAGAGAGACAGCAGGGAAACCAGCCAGGGAAGAACAUGGGUAAAUCCACUCAAUGUGAAGGUGAUUCGAAGAAUCUUAGCAAAAAUAUGAUGCACCAGAGAUCCUCCAAAGGGGAGGGGAAAAACACAUGCACCGAAUGUGGGAAAAGCUUCAGCCGGAGUUUAUACCUUAUUAUACACCGCAGAACCCACACAGGAGAAAGACCUCAUAAAUGUCUUCAGUGUGGGAAAAAUUUUAUUGGCAUCCCAACCCUGAAAAAACAUCAGAAAAUCCACACGAGAGAAAAAUCCUAUCAGUGCCCCGACUGCGGGAAAAGCUUCGGGGAGCGAUCACACCUUCUAGGCCACCAGAGAGUCCACAGAGAAGCAAAAACCUUCAUAUGCUCUCAGUGUGGGGAAACCUUCUGUAACUGGUCAUCCUUUCUUAGACAUGAGAGAAUCCACACCGGAGAGAGAGCGAAGCCUUACAGCUGCCCUGAGUGUGGGGAGAACUUCCGUGAUAGGACUGGUCUUGUUAGGCAUCAGACAACUCACACGGGAGAGAAACCCUAUAACUGCCUGAAGUGUGGAGAAAGCUUCAGUCGGCGCUCAAACCUGACCAGGCACCAGAAAGUUCACACUGGGGAGAGACCCUAUAAGUGCCUCAAGUGCGGGAAAAGCUUCAGUCAGAAAUCAACCCGCAGUAGACAUCUGAGAACCCACUGGGGAGAAAACGAAUAAAUGCCCCGACUAGAACUGGCUGAAGUGAGUUAGACUGAAGCAGUUGAGACUAGCUUCCUUUUUAACUGCCAGAUUUCUGUGUGCUUUAAAAUCCACAUGUGGACUUGGAUUGUCCUGAAAAUUGCUGUGCCUCAUCUGGGCCGGGGGCAGAGCUAGGGGUGGGGGGUUGUGGCCAUUUGGUCUAGGGGUUCCUCUAUACAGCCCCCCAGUAAGAAGCUGCUUUUACCAUUCAGAUUGCUCUGAAACCCUGUGCCAAUUUAACCCCCAUGAAAAGCAGGAAAUAUAACAUUAGUGUACAUGCUACUCCCACAACAUAACCUUAACUCUGCCCUCUUUGUGUGAAGUCCCAACGUGCCAAUAACACACAUUUGCUCUCUACCUUUGCAGAUGCUACAGACACUUCAGGAAUAGAGCACUGAUUAGCAGUGUAGGACAAAUUUGGCCACCUUCUGUUGCUAAGGGAAGACACUGGGGUAGGUCAGGCAUAGUGAGCAGCUCUCACUUACACUCAGAAACUGAGCCUGCUCCGCACAAUCCACCCCAGAACAGCAAAAUGUUCCCAUGGCUUCACCCUUGCCCUGAGGAUUCCUUGGGAGACGUGGCUUUCGCUGACCCCGCAGUAAGCCCCGGAGUCAGAAGUGCAUUUCUCCUGGCAGAGCCUGCAGAACUCAGCACUGCAGUGAAGCAUAACUGACCCUUUUAAAGUACACCUGCACCUCUCCUGCUAUUCCAGGGCCAGCUCUGCCAGCCCACUCCAGCGAAUCUCUUCCCCACUCAGUACAGUGGCGCCUCACACAGCGAAGGUAGUCAAGUGCAUGCAGAUGAAUUCUAGGAUUCAGAUCUACGGAAUACAACACGAGCAAUGGUCCAUCUUCUUAGUCCUUCAUGUCUACUUAUUAUGGCAACACCUUCACUGAACCGUUCUCACUAGCUAUUGCCAGCUCCAAGGGGCAGAGUUAAGGUUGCGCUGUGGGAAUGACAUUUACCUUCAUGUCUUGGGUUUUACAGGUGUAGGUUUAGCCACUCGCCGCACUGGAGAAGGGCACAAGGCAGCACUGGGCAGCCUUAGCUCUGCAUUAACCAAGGUUUUGGACAGUUAAUAGAUUUGCUGAUUCCAGAAAUGUUGUCACCAUUUGACUUUUCAGAGUCUGGUGACCCAUCUCUGGUGUUAGGAGACAGCAGCCAGCCCCAGGGUCUUCUCCACCCGCCUCUGGCUCUGCCUGGGUUAGCAAAGGAAAAGCUCCGAUCAUCCUGUCCACCCUCCCAGCUGCUGGGAGUCCCUGUCCCAGCUGGAAUCUUCUCCCUCAUCUUACCUGGUUCCCCAGCCAGUGUCCUGUGGACUGGGUAGCCGGGGAACCGUUUGUACCCUUUAUUCACAAAGAGCCCCAGGGACCUGGGGCCAUCCAGUGUUUAGGGACUAGGAGAGGCGGGUGAUGGGCAGGGAGGAGCCUGUGUUUGAGCACGGGGGGAUGGGAACCCAGGGACUGAGUGUGUGAAUCAGUGAGUGAUGGUGAGAGCGCUGAGACUGGAGAACUCGUUGCACUAGCAGAGCACAGCUCGUCCUUACAAAGAGGAGCAGCAGCCGCAGCCACACCCAGAGAAGCUAAGACAGCAUUUGCCCAGCUGCAGCUGGCUCGCCGUCACAGUCCGAAGGGAUCUGGCAGCCCCUGGAGCGGCCAGCGGCUUGGAGAGAGACGGGGGUUCAGCUCAGGGAGUUCAGCCAGAGCCCUAGCGCGCUCUCUGGCAGUUGUAACAUUUGGUUAAGAUGCCAACAGAGUGCAGUGAACUCAAAGGGAAGUUAACGAAUGGCCGGAGUUCUGCCUCGCGAAGAAAUGUCAAGAGCAGCGAGGGCGCAGUUCUAAAGUAAUUCUCUGCAAUUGGGGCUGGCAACGUGGUGUCGUGUGUGUGUGUGUGAAGGAUCUGGAUUAUAUCAAUGGAUGAGGAGGUAAUUUGGACAUUUAAAUAAAACACUGAUUCUGGCCUGCA
This is a messenger RNA of Mauremys mutica (yellowpond turtle), 6388 nucleotides long. Its product is annotated as gastrula zinc finger protein XlCGF7.1-like. The transcript is spliced from 2 exons. The record is from RefSeq and is a predicted model, not a curated record. Lineage: Eukaryota; Metazoa; Chordata; Testudines; Geoemydidae. Gene Ontology annotation, cellular component: nucleus. Gene Ontology annotation, biological process: regulation of transcription by RNA polymerase II. Gene Ontology annotation, molecular function: RNA polymerase II cis-regulatory region sequence-specific DNA binding; DNA-binding transcription activator activity, RNA polymerase II-specific; protein dimerization activity. Bases 1601 to 4402 code for a protein of 933 amino acids.